Panthera uncia (snow leopard) is the source of this 1319-nucleotide messenger RNA. It is a transcript of the gene NALF1, whose product is annotated as NALCN channel auxiliary factor 1. Lineage: Eukaryota; Metazoa; Chordata; Mammalia; Carnivora; Felidae. Gene Ontology annotation, cellular component: plasma membrane. The coding region runs from base 102 to 1319 and encodes 405 amino acids. The transcript has 2 exons. The record is from RefSeq and is a predicted model, not a curated record. Gene Ontology annotation, biological process: calcium ion import across plasma membrane. Gene Ontology annotation, molecular function: stretch-activated, monoatomic cation-selective, calcium channel activity.
GGGGAUAAGGAAAUUAAACCCUUUAAGUCAAUGCAUAUUGUGGUGACACCGGCACAGGAGCCCUCACGGUGGAGUCGGCCAGGGCUGUGCGUUCCCAAAAUAUGACCAGGGGUGCUUGGAUGUGUCGGCAGUAUGACGACGGCUUAAAAAUCUGGUUGGCCGCACCCCGGGAGAACGAGAAACCGUUCAUCGAUUCAGAGAGGGCUCAGAAAUGGCGACUGUCUCUGGCAUCUCUCUUGUUUUUCACAGUCCUGCUCUCUGAUCACUUGUGGUUCUGCGCCGAGGCCAAGCUGACCCGGGCCCGGGACAAGGAGCAGCAGCAGCAGCAGCAACAUCAGCAGCAUCAGCAGCAGCAGCGGCAGCAGCAGCAGCGGCAGCGGCAGCAUCAGCAGCAGCAGCAGCAGCGGCAGCGGCAGCAGGAGCCCUCCUGGCCCGCGCUCCUGGCGAGCAUGGGGGAGUCCUCGCCCGCCGCCCAGGCGCACAGACUCCUCUCCGCCUCCUCGUCCCCCACCCUGCCCCCCUCCCCGGGAGACGGCGGCGGCGGCAAGGGCGACCGAGGCAAAAACAACCGGAGCAAGGCUCUUUUUCUAGGAAACUCUGCCAAACCGCUGUGGCGCCUGGAGACUUGUUACCCCCAGGGCGCCUCUUCGGGCCAGUGCUUCACGGUGGAGAGCGCGGACGCCGUGUGCGCCAGGAACUGGAGUCGGGGGGUGGCGGCCGCGGGGGAGGAGCAGCAGGUGAGGGGGACGCAUCCAACUCCGCUCUGGAACUUGUCAGAUUUUUACCUUUCGUUUUGUAAUUCCUACACACUUUGGGAAUUGUUCUCGGGGUUAUCCAAUCCCAACACUUUGAACUGUAGUCUGGAUGUGGUGCUCAAGGAGGGCGGCGAGAUGGCCACUUGCCGGCAGUGCGUCGAGGCUUACCAAGACUACGACCACCACGCUCAGGAGAAAUACGAAGAGUUUGAGAGUGUGCUCCAUAAAUAUUUACAGUCGGAGGAGUACUCGGUGAAAUCCUGUCCAGAAGACUAUCCAAUCUCUGCCAUCGUCUGCUCUGCGGUGGGAGUUGGAGCCAUCCCAUCUACUCCAAGCUCUGUGUCAGUGAGGUCCUUCACCAUUUGGGCCAGGAUAGUGGUUGCUUCGGAAGAUGAGGAGAGCAGUGGAGGAAGUGAUGGCUGCAGUCUUCUCUUAAUUCUUCUCCUGGAUGUUGCCCUGUCCUGGCCGGGUCCUCAACAGGCCUUUGACCUUCCAAAGGAGACCCUUCCGAAACUUCCUCUCCUUCCCCCUGUCAUUUUGGGUAUCGAUGGUGGGAAAAGCUAG